Molecule: messenger RNA, 5558 nt
Organism: Apis laboriosa (Himalayan honeybee)
Lineage: Eukaryota; Metazoa; Arthropoda; Insecta; Hymenoptera; Apidae
Product: fibrillin-1
Exons: 12
Coding region: 180-5459 (1759 amino acids)
Source: RefSeq, a predicted model, not a curated record
UAUGUACGUUGGUGUGUUACUUGUGCUAAUAAUCGCUUCCAUGGAAAGAAGAGCUACGUAAUCGAACGAAAAAAAAAAGACGGUGACCCCGCCGCGGUUAAUGUUAUCGGAAGAGAGAUGUAAUCCUGCGCGCAUGGAAAAUAAGAAACCAGUAAAUCACCGAUACUCGUGCAUUCAACAUGUCGAAAAUGUUGCACGCCUGCUUUUACAUUAUUUCGGCGCUGUUGGUAUCCGAUACCUUGGCGAUCGAAGGUGUGAAAGGUGGCCGUCACCGUGCCCAAUAUGAUCGAUCCCAGCUCGCCGUGAACAGCACGAUGGCGCAAGGACUUUGCUACAAGAGAAUACGUUACCAAGAUGCUGUCAAAUUGAACGCCACAGGUCAAUUCCUUCAUAACACUCUUCCAAUGACUUCUCAGGAAGGCACGAAAGGUGGAUGGAUAACGAUUUUGGAUUGUUGCGACGGCUACGAGCGCAACCUUAACUCCGGUGCCUGCGACCCGAUCUGCACCGAGGGAUGCCUGGGCGGAAAUUGCACAGGGCCGAACGUGUGCAGCUGUUCGCCAGGAUGGAUCGCUCAGAAGGGUGUUUGCGGGCCUUACUGCGAGCAAGCUUGCCAGAAGUACGCCUACUGCUUCUCGCCGAACGUGUGCGCUUGCAUGUUGGGCUACGAGGAGGUGAACGGCGAGUGUAAGCCCAUCUGCCCUCAUGGAUGCGUGAACGGCGAAUGCGUGGCGCCCUACGUGUGCAAAUGCGGACCCGGAUACCAACUCGAGCCAGGGAUGGAGGGAACGAACGCUAAAUGCGUGCCCGUGUGCGAGAACGGUUGCCGCAACGGAGAAUGCACGGCUCCUGGGGUGUGCACUUGUCACGAAGGAUUCGUCAAUCCUCCAAAUGACCCCGAAUACUGCGCCCCCGAUUGUCCCGCGGGCUGCGUCAAUGGCAAAUGCAUCGCCCCCGGCGUUUGCCAAUGCGAGCCGAAUCACGUUCUCAACGGCAGCAACGCAUGCGUCCCGGAGUGUCCUCGAGGUUGCGUUAACGGCGAAUGCGUCUCGCCCGGGGUCUGCAAGUGCGAGCCAGGCUUCACCCUCGAUCCCGUCAACAAAUGCGUGCCGGAAUGCCGUGGAGGUUGCGUUAACGGCGAAUGCGUCUCGCCCGGGGUCUGCAAGUGCGAGCCAGGCUUCACCCUCGACCCCGUCUCGAACAAGUGCGUGCCGCAAUGCCCCCUGGGCUGCGUGAACGGCGACUGCGUUGCGCCCGGUGCCUGCGCCUGCAAGCCAGGUUACACCGUGGACGCGAGCAAAAGCUGCGUGCCAAUAUGUUCCCGAGGUUGCGCGAACGGGAAAUGCGUUGGGCCAGAUUUUUGCGAUUGCAAUCCGGGCUACACUCUGGACGGCAACGACAACUGCGUGCCGGAUUGUCCCCAAGGAUGCACGAACGGCGAAUGCGUUGCCCCUGGAGUGUGCAACUGCGACGUCGGCUACUCGCGCGAUCCAAGCGGCGGAUGCGCGAAGAAGGCGGGGAUCGGUGAGCCGGGGGCGGCCACGGAUUGUCAAUUGGACUGCGGCCCGAACGCGCACUGCGUCGGCCCCAACCAGUGCACCUGCGAUCUUGGAUUCAAGUUGGAUCCGGACACCAAGAGGUGCGUCCCGUUCUCCAACUCGUUCCAAUGCAGGAACGGGUGCGGCGCUCAUGGGCUCUGCGUCGGCCCCGACAUGUGCAUCUGCGAUUACGGGAUGGCCGUCGAUCCUGUGACGGGCAGGUGCCCGGAAUCGAGAAGUCAGACGGCAAAUUCGAAUCGAGAUCGGGCCGAAUGCCAGCACGGCUGCGGGCCGAACGGUGUCUGCGUUGGCCCCGAUCGUUGCGCUUGCGACCAGGGAUUCGUGCUCGAUUCAAACACCGGUAAAUGUGUCUCCUCGUCGGGAAGGGGGGAGCCUUUCUGCGAGUUCCCGUGUCUGAACGGGGAGUGCACCGGUUUGAAUCAAUGCACGUGUAAGCGUGGUUACGUUAUCAGCCCCUCGGAUGUGACGAGGACGAGAUGCGUGCCCGUGUGCCUGGGUGGAUGUCACAAUGGCGUCUGCACGGCCCCCAAUUUGUGCAUCUGUAACCCUGGCUUCACGAAAGAGACUGGAGUCAAGGGCAGACAAAGAUGCGGAAGCGAUAUCGCUGGACAUCCUGUUUCGUUUCUAUCAUGUCGCAGGACACGAUUAUACGCGCCAUAUGACACGGCGCCAGUGAAUACUGAGAAACUGUUCGACAUGCAUCUCGCAUUUCUCCAAGUAUUUGUACUUUUUCUCCCCGUUAUUUUCAAAGUAACCGGGACGAUACUCUUCCCAGACAAGAACCAAGGUAUUUGUACGCAAAGAAUCAGUUUCAUAGCGACGCGAGACGUCCCGUACAAGCAGUCGUACAGAGUCAGUAAAUGGGGGAUUUUCUACGAGACAAAAUAUCGUUGGAAUUACCGCAAGGAGUAUUAUAGCGCCUACCGCAUCGACCUCCACUGCUGCGAGGGAUACGUACGUAAGGAAAAUGUUUGCGUACCUGUUUGCAUCCCAUCUUGCCUGAAUAGCCAAUGCCUUCCGAAUAAUUAUUGCAAAUGCAAUCAAGGAUACGUGAAACACACGGAGAACGAAUGUUUGCCGUAUUGCAAGAAUUGUGUCAACGGAAAAUGCGUGGCGCCAGGCGUAUGCCAAUGCGAUUUCGGGUAUCAAAUGGACAAGAACAAUAUCUGCAAGCCAGUGUGUACCGAAAACUGCGAAAAGCAACACGCUUAUUGCUCCUCGCCGGACACGUGCACCUGCUAUAUUGGUUAUCAGAGAAUUAACCAUCAAUGCAAGCCAAUCUGCGUGUUGAAAUGCGUGAACGGGAAAUGUACGAAGCCUGGCAUAUGCACUUGUCACAACGGUUACAUACAACAGGAUUACACGAAGCAACACGUUUGCGUCCCACAUUGCGAGCAAUCUUGCGAGCCGUACGGAAAAUGCACUGCCCCCAAUAUCUGCACUUGUUACAAGGGUUAUCGUCUCGUUAACGGGAGCCAGACGAGCUGCAAGCCUAUCUGCGAGCGAACUUGCGUGAACGGAUACUGCAGCGCGCCGGAGGUAUGCAGCUGCGAUCCAGGCUACGAACACUCCACGACCAACCUCACCACGACCAUCUGCCGACCCAUCUGCGAGCACGAGUGCAUAAACGGGUAUUGCAGUGGCCCGAAUAUCUGCGAAUGCAACCCGGGCUAUCGAUUUUUAAAAGGCGCGUCCGAUCUCUGCGAACCGUUCUGCGAACGACCUUGCAACAACGGCCGCUGCACCGCUCCCAACCAGUGCACCUGCGACGAUGGCCACCACCCAAACCCGGACGAUCCCUUCACUUGCGACCCGACCUGCAACCAGGGAUGCCGCUUCGGAACUUGCACCGCGCCUGGCACGUGUACUUGCUACGAUGGAUACUCGGCAAAAAACGCGACGGUGUGCGAGCCCGUGUGCGACAAAGGCUGCGUGAACGGGUAUUGCGACGCUCCAGGGGUCUGUAGCUGCGAUCCCGGCUACGAAUUAUCCGAACACGAUUACCACGUGUGUGCACCGGUGUGCAAACAAACCUGCGUGAACGGAUACUGCAGCAAGCCGAACAAGUGCGAGUGUCAAACGGGCUAUCAACCGCUAAACAAUAACACCGAUAUUUGCGAGCCGAUCUGCGAGCCGAAUUGCAUCAACGGGCGUUGCAUUCGUCCGCACGAGUGCAAGUGUGAUGUAGGUUAUCGAUCGUUGGAAAUCGGUUCGAAUAUUUGUCAACCUGUUUGCGAACAGCCUUGCGUGAACGGAUACUGCAGCGCGCCUAAUGAGUGCACUUGCGACGAAGGUUACGGUCCAUCCGAGGACGAUAACAAUGUUUGUGAGCCGAUUUGCGAGCCGAAUUGCACCAAUGGAUAUUGCAUUCGUCCGUACGAGUGCAAGUGCAACCCGGGUUAUCGAUCGUUGGAAAUCGGUUCGAAUAUUUGUCAACCUGUUUGCGAACAGCCUUGCGUGAACGGAUACUGCAGCGCGCCUAAUGAGUGCACUUGCGACGAAGGUUACGGUCCAUCCGAGGGCAAUGGUAGCAAGGUUUGCGAGCCAAUCUGCGAACCGAAUUGUACUAAUGGAUACUGCAUUCGUCCGCACGAGUGCAAGUGCAACCCGGGUUAUCGAUCGUUGGAAAUCGGCUCGAAUAUUUGUCAACCUGUUUGCGAACAGCCUUGCGUGAACGGAUACUGCAGCGCGCCUAAUGAGUGCACUUGCGACGAAGGUUACGGUCCAUCCGAGGGCAAUGGUAGUAAGGUUUGCGAGCCGAUCUGCGAGCCGAAUUGCACCAAUGGAUAUUGCAUUCGUCCACAUGAGUGCAAAUGUGAUGUAGGUUAUCGAUCGUUGGAAAUCGGCUCGAAUAUUUGUCAACCUGUUUGCGAACAGCCUUGCGUGAACGGAUACUGCAGCGCACCGGAUGAAUGCACUUGCGACGAAGGUUACGGUCCAUCCGAAGGCAAUGGUAGCAAGGUUUGCGAGCCGAUUUGCGAGCAAUCGUGCGGUGAGAAUGGGAUCUGCGUUGCGCCCGACACGUGCGAAUGCGAGCUGGGUUACAAGCGGGCGACGGACUGGAACGAGACUUUAUCCAACGUUUGCGAGCCCGUGUGCGAAUUCGACUGCGGAAACGGUACCUGCGCGUCCCCGAACGCGUGCACCUGUUACGCGGGCUACGCGAAAAGGGACGGGCAAGCUCGGUGCGAUCUCGCGUUGUGCGAGUCUUGCGACAAUGGGACGUGCGCGAGACCCGGGGUGUGCGAGUGCGACCAAGGUUUCGUCGAAGCGAGACGAGGGAAUGGAACCGUCUGCGAGCCGUAUUGCGAGAAUUGCUCGAAUGGAAGCUGCGUGGCACCUGGCGACUGCCUGUGCAACGUCGGCUUCGUGAAGGAGGAUAACGGCGAGUGCGUUCUCGCGUGUCGAGACAAUUGCAACGACCGUGGGAUCUGUGAUAUCGAGAACAGAACUUGCGAUUGUUUCUACGGGUGGGAUGGGACGCAUUGCGAGGAGCCAAGAUUUUGCGUGUUGGUGAUGGAGAAUGGGAUAGAACGGUUGAACGUAUGGAACAUAGAGUACGAUGCGAACGAUACGAUUGAUUACGUGUUCGCGAACAGUCCAUCGUGUUAUCACGAUUGUUUGAAGAACGAAACCUUGUGCAAUGGAAAGUACAGGAAGGACGGCAUGGGGAACGAUACGAUCGCCUGUCUGAUCGAUUCUAAUUGCAGUCGAGUGUACGCGUUACUCUCGAAUCACGUAACGAUAGGUGGGAUCGCUAUGGGUACCGCUAUGGUUAUAAUCGGUAGCGCCAUCGUGAUCUAUUCGCUGACACGAAACGUGAGAAAGAGGAAAUUUUCUCUAGAUAAUACGCCAACAUCGAUGCAGAUGCAGAAUCGAGCCGAGAAGAAGAACAGUUGAAAGACGAGUUCUCGUUCAUCACACGUUUGUAAUUUAUAGAUUAAAUUAUUGUAAUCAAUAAAAAGAAUUGUACAAAAGAGAGAAAAAAAAAAAGAGUAG